AUGAGCCGUUUUGCCGGCAAGUGGAGCCCGCAGAUUGGCGCCGUGACGGAGACCGUUUGUGUGUCCUGCACGGCAGGUCGCUACAACGAGAAGGUUGGCUCCUCCGGCUUCGAAGCCUGCAUCUCCUGCAAACCUGGCACCUGGAGUGGCAAGAUCGGUGCGGACACGGUGAGCGUGUGCGAGGCUUGUCCAGCAGGCAAGUGGAGCCCCGCAAUGGGCGCUACGUUUCCCGAGACCUGCGCCAGCUGCCAGCCGGGAACCUGGAGCAGCACAAAGGGUGCCUCCGCCCAGACCUUCUGUGAGAAAUGCGGCCCGGGGAAGUACAGCGAG
Molecule: messenger RNA, 330 nt
Organism: Symbiodinium natans
Lineage: Eukaryota; Dinophyceae; Suessiales; Symbiodiniaceae
Source: the annotation of a GenBank genome assembly